Molecule: messenger RNA, 8865 nt
Organism: Rhipicephalus sanguineus (brown dog tick)
Lineage: Eukaryota; Metazoa; Arthropoda; Arachnida; Ixodida; Ixodidae
Product: shootin-1
Exons: 17
Coding region: 508-2196 (562 amino acids)
Source: RefSeq, a predicted model, not a curated record
AACUCGUAUCCGCGCUUCUGUCGAGAGAUCUACCUUGGCGAGCCGGUUUCUCAUCUGCCCCGUGAAAGACUCCUCCCUUCCGAGGCUGCGUGCGACGGCCCAUCUCAGGGUUCAAGUGUAGCCUGUGCUCGUGUGUGUGCGACUUCGCGGCGGUUUAAUCUCGCUAUCUCCAACGGGCCAGCAUCCGCUACCGCUCAGCGUUGUUCGCGCUGGUUUCGUCGAGCGGCGUCGAGGGGGGUGACGGAGUACUCCCCGGCUGGCAGGGGAGGUUUUAGCUCAUUCGAUUUUUUUCUUUUCUUAUCUCUUCGCCACGACGCGCGGCGCCUCGUUUCCUCACGAUUUUUACUUUGCACGGCCGGUCAUAUUUCGGCCUGUUCCGGGAUCGUUACACUCUUCCCCCCGUCGACCUGUAACUGCGUGGAGCGCGCACUAGCGCAGGUGAUCUUGGAGCUUCGCGCGUCAAUGCGACUAUCUUGAGGAGUUCUUUCUGCGGUAUCCACUGCGAAGAUGUCCGCGCAGUGUGCCACUUGCGCCGACUACGAGCUGGAGAGGCCCAAAUUCGUCCGACUGACUCAGCUGUCAAGGCAAGCGGUGAGAGACUAUGAGGACCUGCGAUCGUGCUAUGAAGAACUGAAGCAGCAUUACGAAGAGCAGCAGAGGCUGGCCAAGAAGUACCGCAAUGAGAAUGCCUCACUGCAGCUUAAAGUACAGGAGCAGCAAGAAACACUCAACAGACUGCAAAAUGCCUCGGAAGCUGUGUGUGAGGAGUACGGAAUGCUCAGGAGCCGCUACAAUGCUGAGACGAAGGCUGCCUCCAAGGUGCUCAAAAAGGCCUCUCAGUGGUACCUGGAGAACCAGGACCUGCGGCGCACGUCCCAGAUUCUCUGGGAGAAGGUGGCUGCAUCGGGUGAGGACCUGUCCAGCCUGCCGGUUCCUGCACUCUCGGCGGCAUCGUCGACGUCAUCUGACAUGACGAGCAAUGGCACCACCGCUCACGACGAGGAGACCGAGCAGCUCAGGCAGACCGUCGCGGAUCUGAGGCUCGAGGUGACCUGCCUCAAGGGCGAGCUGGAACGGAGCGAAAGCAGUGCCCGUGACCUGGCUGCCAAGAAUGAGCGGCUUUUGGCCGAGUUGGAUUCGGAGCGGACCGAGCGUAGUCGUUGCCAGAAGCGGCUGGCUGAGAUGGAAGAUGGCAUGGGCCGUCUCAACAGGGUGUCAGUGCUGGCUGCUCGAGAAUACUUCGAGUUGCGCAAGAAGUUUGAAGACGAGUCCGAACGGAACCGAGUGCACGAGAAGGAGGCUGCCAGGCUGAAAGGAGAGCGCAAUGCGGCAGUGCGUCAGAGUGCCUUCCUCGUGGGCCAAAUGGUGCCGGAGGCAAGGCUGCUGGCAGCGCUGGACCAGGUCAAGGCUGUUGAGCUGCAGGCAGCUGCAGCCAAGGCUGAGCACGAGGCUGAGGUUCGGGCACUGCGCGAGCAGCUGGAAUCGCAGAGUGCCCCAGGGGAGACGGUGGAGGAACUGAAGCAGUGCCUGGGCGAAUCUGAGCAGAAGCUGUACGAGUCCCAGAAGAGGGUGCAGCAGCUCGAGGAGAGGGUGCGAGAGCUCAUUGUGGAACUGGACCAGAAGGCCUCUGCACCCACUGUCACCAGCGUGCCACCACCUCCUCCACCCCCACCACCACCACCACCACCACCACCCGCUCCGUUCAACCCACUCAGGUCUCUCAUGGCACUCAUUGCCAGCAGCAGAAAGACAGCUGCACCAGCUGCAGCCAGUGCAAAAGCAAAGGAAGAUCAGCUGCAGGCGAAGCUGAUGGAGGAGAUGAUUGAGCAGAUCAAGAAGGGCGUCCACUUGCGACCCACUGCGCGGCCUGUCAUGGAAGAGGAGCUAGAGGAGAAGUCCUCUUCAGAGCCAGCCGUCAAUGAAGUCCUCAGCAUACUGAAACACACAGCCCCGCACUCUCCCGUGGAAGCCUGUUUUGGCGAGCGGGGUGACAUCAAGCGUCAGAAGAGCUCCCGAGGGGUUCGUCAGUGUGGCUCGAUGGACUCCCUGGCCAGCAGCUCUUCCAGCAGCCGGGAAGAACAGAGUGAGCUGGAACGCCUCUUCCAGUCCAAGAACCUCCGUCACAGAGCUGAGGCCGACUCCGAGAGCUUGCGUUCAGUCAGGAGCCUAGACGUGGAUGCUCCAGAAAACAGCUGACCAAUGUGACCUCUUCUGUGACAACACUCAGCGUCACACCACAGGGACCACACUGUGCCUCAUACAGUAUUUCGUGCAAUGCUGCUCUCACGUGAUUGCACCUUCCAGAACAGCGAGACUUUGAUGUGCGCAUGCUCAAAGUUACGUCGCUCUUUCUAUUUAUGUUUUACUCGAGGGCACAAAAAGAACCAUCAUCAUUGUCACAGCCCAGGUUCAGUUGCUACAACUUGCAACUGAAGUGAUAUCGACAAUGCGCUGCAAUGCUUCCUGCCAACAACUGCGAACUCAGUGGGAGGGGAAAAAAAAAAGGGUAUUUUUAACUUCACAGCAGGGAACAGCGCAGAUACACGAGACAAGAGAGACUGACUGGACUUGGCGCUGGCUAACAACAGCUAAGCCAACAAGCUCAAGUUUUCACUCUUUUAAGGAACUUUUAACACCACUAUGUAUUAAUUUUGGAAACCUCCAUGAAAUGAUCAUUACCACGAUGUACUUCAACAUGCAGGGGCUUGUCGGGGCACUUGCAUUGAUUUGUGUGUAAGCAUCCUUUGAUGAUUGCCAUUGUCGUCCUAUGGUGUGCUCAUCGGGUGUCCUCACUGACGUGCAUAAUGCAUGCUCUCUUCUCCUGCUGCUGUGAAAUUUGUGCUGUUGUUUCGAUGUUCAAAGUACUCACGAGAGUAACGUCUCUCCCUGUGCUCGAACAAGGGGAUUUCCCCUUUUUUCUAGUGUUCCUCCACUUGAUGCACCACCUUGAUGUAAGACAGCGCAUCGCUGAUGCCUCUCUGCAGCUGGUGGUCAAUAAUUUUUAUUGUUAGGCACUUUCAGCAGUUACUCGAUUUUUAGGUGAUUGUAUAGCACGCUCGAUUGUGAUGCUCGCCAGAAUUUUGUGGCCAGCUAUAAAAAAAAUAUUUUUGCACGACAAGCAGAGACAAAUGCAGCGCUCUUGAUUUUUCAUUCACUGGUAUUAUAAACAUUGCAGGCAGAAGCAAACAAACUAUGUACUAAUUUUAGGUGAUAACAUGAAUUACUUGCAAUUGUACAGCAAUUAAAUGCCUCGAAUAAUUGCCGUGAGGCUAUCGCUGACUAGACUUAAAUGCAGGGAACAGUGGUACAAACCAAAGGGUUCUUUUUUUUAAAUGAAAUCGUCCCAAACAACAAAAUUUUUAUUAUACCUGUUGCUUCUGCAGUGGCUGAAUGACGACAACGCUGGAUGUCAAGCUCAGAGGAAGAGAGGGUUGUUAAUCAAACUGCUGGAUUUGCCAAGGAAUGUUAUGGAAGCAGACUUUGUAGAGAGGCUGCACAUGAAGUGGAGAGAUUGAGCAACUAAGGUUGAGAAACAAGUGCGAGACUAGGCUUUGUUGAGGAAGCGGCAUUAGUUUCUGUUUUGUCAGGGCAUCUGCUUUGUGGUACUUCACUAUGCAAUGAUCAGCAGCAGUCAAACAAGGAAUGUAAGUGGAGCCCAUUUUGUGGCAAGAAGACAGACUUACCAUGAUCGGGGCUUCUCUCGUUUUCUUUAGGAACUUCUCUUGUAGAAGCCUCCUCGUUGAAGACCUGCCUUUGAGGCCAUUGCUUUGCACGACUAAGUGUGAGGCCACGGGUUCAAUUCUCAGCCACAGCGUCCGUGUUGUGGUGGGGCCAAAAUGCGAAAACACCUGUUUACUUAGACUUAGGCGCACAUUAAAGAACCCCAGGUGCUUGAAAUCAAUCUACAAUGUGCCUACAAUCAUACCAUGGGUUCGGCAUGUAAAACUCCAGAAUUUAAUUUUCAAUUUUUUUUUGCUCAUUUAUGGAAUAUUGGCUCCAGUAGCAUCCUGUUUGACCAACACUUCAAUUCCACAUCUUCUUGUAAUCCUCUGUGUUGCCUGGUUUUGGCUGUUGGAUUGCUCUCUUGACCUUGCAGACUGUUUCGUGCAUUCACUGACAAGCUUUCUCGUGUCACAUUUUCGACAACCAGGAACCUAUCCAGGGUUUCGUCUUUGGCCGUGUAAUGUAUGCACUCAAACCCACCUAAACAAUAUCCAAGUGCCAUGGAAAUAUCAAUGUUAUAACUAGUAAUUGUGAUCCUGGCUGAAUGGAAAAUACAAAAAGGGGGCUAGGGGCAGAACUGCUCUUCUCAUAAUGGCAGUGCAACCAGCGCCAUUCUCUUCUUCCUUAGACUGCAGAGUGUACUGGGCCUUGUUCAGUUCAAAAAGUGCCCAUCACUUCGUGCUUGACACCAGGUGCACAGCUUUGCCCAUUACGCCUGAUUGACUAUAGCUGCCAACCCACACGCUCCUGCCGCGUGCAGCAAGCGGCGGUGGUCUUUUCAAAAGCUGGAAUCCUCUGCUCUCUUGGCCUACGUGGCCUUUGCACUCGCUGCAGAUUGCUUGUAAGAUAGGGAGCAGCCACGCCAGCUAAGGGAAACACAUCCCACCCUCCCAACCACAUACAGUUCAUCUCCCCUGCUGUCAUUGUGCACUUGGUUGGCAUACAUCAUUUCCCACUUGCCCUAGUACGUUUUCCUUGCAUUCACAGCUUAUGGCAUGUGAGGCAUGAUAGGAUAUCUUACGAGGAACGUCGACAGCACAGUCCAUUCACGUUCGGAGGGGUGGAAGACAGAUGAGUGACAUUCUCAUAAGGUUGGAGAUGCGGAGAAGGCUGGAAAACUGGCUCUAUCCUGUGAACUCAUGGUACACAGGUGGGUGCAGUAGCUCCCAUCGUUUCUUUUUUUUUUCCAGCACUUUCAAGCAUUCCUUUUCCUUUCUGCAAACACGUCAAGGAGCUAGAUUUGAUUGGUAUUACUGAUAAUUCAGUAUCGGAACAUUAUCGUAAGUGGUUUCUUUCACAAAGGAAAGAUACAAAUGUUCUGCUGUGUGUUGGCUGCUCAUUGUCAUUUCCAGAAUAUUGUUAAAGCUGGUAUCGUGUAUAUUUAUAUAUAUGUGUAAUUGGGGAUGAUGGGGGGUGGGGGUGUACAGACCACUGCCCACAGCCACUUUCUCUUGAAAGAGCACGUUGUGUUCAUGGGUCUACUCAGUGACACCUAUGUGCCUUAUAAGCAAAUGAAUGGUGAAGAUCCCAUUUUUUGUUUUGCUGGACACUACCACAUGAACCCAAGGAAAGCAUGGGGGUGUUAUUUGUAGCUUUUAAUUGUAUUGAAUUGUAGUUUUAACUGAGUGCUACGAAUAAGACCUCCUGUGCUUUCCUUAGCUUCAUUACUUGUUGACUUCGUAUUACAAGUGAGUGAGCUAUACUCACAGAUACCCAACAUUCUCAUUAAGAGCCUCUCUUUAUUUUUCUAAUGCGUUCCUGCAAAGCUCUCUUAGCGAACAAAUUAUUUUCGAGCUUCUGCUACAUAUUUCAAUCUUCUACUCUCCAGUUCUAGCCACUUGGAUAGCACAGAUCUUGACUGUCUGGUUUGCUAGUCCAACAGUGGCCUUGCUUUCAGUGCCAGCAAGGGGACCAACUAAUGAAUUUCAAGAGAGAUGUUUGUUUUUUAUGCCUCAUCAUACACUGACCGUGAAAACAUGGUGGGCAGUACAAAAACUUGCGUGACCUCUCAAGCUCUGCAGAUGGUGAUCAGUGAUGAUGAUAGUUUUUGCCUUUGAGUUGUCUUAGGCGAAUGCAUAAGGGACCCAGCAAGUUUUUAUUUAUACUCUAUUAAAACUGAGAGAAUUUGGCUGGCCUGUAUGUAGGGAGUUACAUUUUACUCUGCAUAGGCAAGGUUGUCAGCGACAGAAAAGGCCUAGAAGCAUUCUUUUUAUACAAUAUUGUUAGACAGCAGAAAUCAUUUCACCAGUGUUGCAUUCGCAUGUGGGUAGUGCAGGUCGUACGACGGAAAUUACUCGACAGAAUCCUUGGCUUUUUAUCACAUAUUGUUUCUUUUGUGUUUACCUUUCCUACACUCGUUUUUUCAGGUCAUCAGUUUGUAACAUGGCCAAUCGUCACCUAAUGGGGCCAAUAGAAACAAUCACCAUAGUAUUGAGACCCCUUUCAUUGCUUUUGUUCCGGCUUCCAUCAGCAUGUAACAAAUGCUCUGUGUUUAGAAGGACACAGAUGUUUGGCUGCACUGUCUACUCAAAGCCUUGUUUAAAGACUGCCUCUGUUCUUCGAAGGAGGAUGGCCUGAUGCGGUCGGUUAUUUCAAUGGCAUGUGUUGACAAUUUUUAACAUUGGCUUUUUUUUUUAAAGAGACAGGUUUCUCAACACAGAGAGUUAUGAAUACGAAAUUGUUGUCUUCUCUGCAUGUACGUUGCCAUACAAAGCAAAAUAUAUGCUUUAUGCCAACAGCUGUCAACGUUUUGGUUUUCUAGAUUUUAGUUCUAAUCUUUGAGACUGCAACAGUGCUCCGACACAUGCAAAAAAUACCCAGCUGUGACAUGUAUGUAGAGUGCUUUGACAUUGUGCACAGCACAUUGUUUUAUGCUUGAACACGCAUGAACAAAUACACAGGGGUGUGUGAUUAUUCAAAACUUCAAAUUUGGGUCGAACAACCUUGUUUUGAACCAGAGUAUUCAGUUUGAAAGCUUGACUAUCAAUCACUCAAAAUACUCAAUUUUAGUUUAACAUGCUUGGUUACUGUGACCAUUUUUGACUCCAUGCCAAGAAAAAAAAACGGCCUCUGCACAUGCCUCAAGUGGCUAGCAGCGCCUCAAGUGUCUGCUAGCCACUCGAAGUGUUGUUCUAUGCCAGCCAACAACUUCAGAGGCCAUUUGCUUCACCUGCAAGUAAAAGUAAAAGAAAUAGGCCAAGCAUUUUUGCUCAUGUUUUUGUUGUUUAACAUCUAUAAGAAGCAAAUACAUGCCAUUCAGUAAAUGAAGCCAUUUUUCCAAUAUUAUUCAUCUUCAAUUUAUCCUACGUUCUAUUCAAAAGCCUCCACAGACUUGUUGUCAGCAUUGAUGUAGUCACAUGCAUGGUUUGUCAGAAUGAAUGAAACAACUGGUAGCACCAGUGUUGCCAUGUGGUGGCUGCAUCAUGUUUUGCCCAAUGAACAACUUGUAAUACCAAGCACUGAGUGAAACUUCAUCUGUCUUUGCCAAAGCGAGUGCACACAUAACAGAAGCUCAGCUACAUGUGUUGCAUGUAGGCUGAUGUGUUGUCCAGAGUGGCUUCAUUUAUUUUGACAGAGACUGUAUGUUGUUUUGUACCUUGACAAGUACAAACAAAGCCAGCCAAAAGAUGUGCAAUAUAGCGCCUAGUUUUUGCUUCAGGCUGCGUGUAGUAUUUCAAUCUUGCUCAAGAUUCCAAUGACAGAUCUGAAGAUGCAAUAUAAGGCAACAUGUUGCAACUGCAUGCUUCUUUUGAAAUGCUCUCUUUGAUGCAGAUUCGAUGUAGCAAAUAUGGUGUUGUAAUUUUCUUUUUCUUUCAUAUAUUUGUUAAGGAGCAUACUUACUGCCUCCUAGUGUGUGUGUCUUGCUGUGGGUUCAGUCUUUGAAAACAUCUUCGUUUGUGUUGUUCUUCUUUGUGGUUGAUGUUGGGGUUGUGAUAAGGUAACAAAGAACGUUUGUGCACAUGGGGGCUGGGCAUCACGAAGGGCAUCACUUUGUUAAUGACAUUGCAGCAUUGAGAUUUUUCAUGUUUUUAAACAUACCUCAAGGGGGUAUCUAAAAGGUUUGAAUAAAACAGUGGCACAUAAUAUAAUAAAAGAACCAUGCUGGACAACAAUAUGUGUGUAUCAGUGUCCCAUUUAUUUAGCAUGGGGCUGCCAGUCAGCCAGCCAAAAUAAAAGUACAGUGGCCUUUGUUUUAAUGUGAUGAGCAUUAGUAUGAUAGUUCAUACACUGUUGCUGUUCAUAAUCAUCACAACUUAUAAAACACCCAUUAUAAGAUCAAUUGCCAAUUGUACUAGCAUAACCAAUCAUCUGGAAAGUAUGAAUGCACAGCCAAUUUUUAAGGCAGAAACUUUGGAUGUCUCGUCAAACGCAAAAAUUGACUGUCAGCGUGGGCGGCGUCAACACGAGUGAUGCAAAAUAUCAUCAUGUGAUGACGUCACAGAUUGCCAAAAUUUGUGAUGUCACAUGAUGAUGUCGUCACGACAUCGCUUGGUCAAACGUUGGCCGAUCAUGGAGGCAGUGUAAGACCAGGUGAGGUGGAGAAAGCUUACAAUGCCUUCGAUCCUGGAGGCAAUGCAAAACCAUGUAAGCAUUUAGAGGGAGGCGGGGGAGUAUCAAUACAUCGACUGAGUAGAAGAAGAAGAAGAUGGCUUUCGCCUUUGAGUCGUCUUAGGCAAAUGCAUGAGGAACCUGCGAGUUUUUAUGCAUAUACCAACAAGCUGCUUAAAAAGAUUUUGCGCUGACUACAGUUUUAGAAAACAGAAUUUUUGUCUUCUGCAUUGUUUGGUAAAAUAGUUUGCAUUGUUGUCAAAUAUUGGCAACAGGCAGCAAAACCAGUUCGUUAUUGUGAAAAAAAUGCAAAAUGGCAUGAAGAAACUACUUAAUUGCUCAUGUUAAUGAAGGCACACAACCUUGGAAGAAACUAUGGAUGGAUGGUAUUUGCAUUAGCAAUAUGUACGUGGUUCUGCAAAAGAUUGAAAAUAAAUUUCUCAGAUUUAUGUUUAAAAUAAGCAUGAAUCGUAAUCCUUGCAAUAUUAGUUACUUUUUUAUCCAAUCUCAUUUCAGUAUGCAAAUGCAUUUGUGCAUGCUGGCACCUUGGUCAGAAAAGUGGUGUCCACUCGGAAUAAACUUUGUGGCAGAACA